AUGGAUCACUUCCCCCUCUUCGGCCAUAUUUUGAAACAGUACAUCCCGAUCAGGCUCCGGCAUGAGAUCCCCUACGAUGGUGGAGGCUUCCACGGGUUUGAGGAACGCGCAGGCUUCGACUCCAGAGAAAUCUCGGAAGGCCUCUUCGUCGGAGACCAUUCGUUACUCAAGCGGCUGCCGUCUGUGUAUGCCUCCCUCAUCCAGUCCUGGUUCUACUGGGGUUUGUUGCACGAAUGCCUUCAGCGGGCAAUAGACAUCGAGGAUUACUGUGAGCAGAGACCCGAUGACUGUCCUGUGCUGACGACGAGAUCUCUGGAGCGCGAUUUGGUCGAUUGUGCAAACAAGCUGCAGGCCACUGGUCCAGUCAGUGCUGCCACGCAUAUCAACAAUGCAGAGGACGCUCUCGCGAGGACUUCCUUCCUUCUCAGACUGCUGUCGGGCCGCAUUGAGAAGGCCGCUAGGAACCCUAAGGACGAGAGAGCACAAUUCUGGGCAGCGCAUGGCCGCGAAUUUCUCCCUCACGAUCUCGAGCUUUCCCUGUGCUGCCUUGGAUACACGCUGACGCAUGCCAUGGGCGCCAUUUCUGCGGAGCUGAGUCUGUCUGCGUCUGAAAAUCAUGCACGCGCCGGUGGACAUUGGUACACGCCUCCUUUCCUGCUCCGGCUUGCGGAGAAUCUGGGAUUUUGUAAGAGUGACACCCAGCAUUUCGAGGGCAUUCAUGGCUUCGUUACCGCGUGUAUGGCAGUCGCACUUCCUACCAUCAACAAGAGAGGCAACCAUUCGGAUUGCACGCCGGAACGGUGUGAGGCCGAUAACAUCAAGCCUGAAGAGUAUGAGCAGAAACACGUCCAGCAUGGCUGUACAUGCUCGCAGGUGAUGCCACACGAAGCAUGGGAUGUCAUGCUUAAGAUCAUCGAACAGGACGGGAUACCUCUUGUGAGAGUCAAGCCUCGGUCUCACAGCAUCGGCGGCCACAUCGACUUCGAAGUCGUGCGAGCGGGCCCCGAUACCCGCUAUCUAGCUUACAGCCACGUUUGGGCCGAUGGUCGUGGAAACGUGUCGGGCAACGAGCUAUAUGAAUGCCAAUGGCGCUGGCUCCAAGAAUGCGCACAACAGUACGAAGAAAGGGAUUUGGACAUCUGCACCGCGCCUGGCGAGAACCUACUGUUGUUUUGGAUCGACACUUUCUGCGUGCCGCGAGGUUCUGACGAUCGGAUGUGGCAGCUGCGCACCAAGGCUAUCCUGUCCAUGUCAGAGAUCUAUCGGAGGGCAGAGGUGGUGCUGGUUCUGGACUCUGCUCUCGAGAAUGCCGACAUCCCGUCGGUGCUCGAGUUCGGGAUGCAAUUGAAGUUCUGCGGCUGGUCUCGCCGGGUGUGGACGUUGCACGAAGGGGCAGUUGCGCAAAACUUGAUGAUCAAAUCCGGUAGGGGCCUCGUCAGUCUGGCACUGCUCAAUUACCAGAUGGCGAGAGCGAAGUAUCCCUGCAGAGAGGGAACCGAAUGGCGGAUCUGCGCGGGCAUGGAAAAGCACUACAUCCACGCAGUGCUUCAGAAUUGCCUGAUGAUCAACAGAGUUUCGUCCUCGGAGAAGGUGACCUUUUUCAAUACUCGGAGAGAGUUGCAAAACCGCGCCACGUCCUAUCCCAGCGAUCGAUAUCUGGUCAUGGGAAUCAUCAACCAAGCAAGCAAAGAGACGCUGUUGGCUCUCCAGAGAAGGGAUCAGGAUAACCGAAAUGCCGAGGAGGUCGGGCUGGCCAAGCUGAAAUUGAUCCUGCUGUCUGCGCCGACGAUCCCUCAAAGCGUGAUCUUUUCGAAAGAUGCGAGAUUUCCGGAAUUCGGCAUGCAGUGGGCUCCCGCGACGAUAGGCGGCGAUAUUCCCGUGGACGAGAGUGAGGUUCCAGUUCGAAGAAUUCCCGACAAGGGCGCGAUCGUCAGAUAUAAAGGGUGGCGCAUCACCAGCUCAACUCACCAACUAGACACCACGGCCUCUUUCAUCUCAGUCAAGUUGGACCAGGCCCGCCAGUAUCAGAACCGAUACAAGCUUGCCAUCUGGCCGGUCGACAAGAACCGGAAGAACUUUGCUACUCUCGUAGCGUCCAUAAGCACAGAUGCAAGACUGGCGGUUAUUCUCAGUGUUGUUCCGAGGCCGAAUGACACGGCCGUCAAUUUCAAGAUCGCGCUCCUUGUCGAAGAGAUUGGAAGUCUAGGAGGCGAAUGUGUGCCGGACGUCGAGGUAGAUAGUAUUGUCCAUGUCAGGUACCUAACGCCCCUCAGGGUGUACGCAAUGCAUGAUAACAGCAAUGUCAUGCAGGAGAUCGAAGCGGAGUGGCUCAAUCAAGGGAUAGAUAUGUUAUGGUGUGUUGGGUAA
Molecule: messenger RNA, 2367 nt
Organism: Cladophialophora carrionii CBS 160.54
Lineage: Eukaryota; Fungi; Ascomycota; Eurotiomycetes; Chaetothyriales; Herpotrichiellaceae
Exons: 1
Coding region: 1-2367 (788 amino acids)
Source: RefSeq, a predicted model, not a curated record